GGGGGGUUCCUGACCCCUGCCAGGGUCCCAGACCUGCCAGGGCAGCCAGAGGGAAGCCCUGGAUUCCCACAGGUGACCAGCUGGCUUACACACUCCAGGAUUUGUGAUCCCUGGCUUACACACUCCAGGAUUUGUUUGGAUGUUGUGGAUGGUAUUUAUUUAACUUCCAGGAUGUGGUGGUUAUCAGCAGCUGAUAACAUGCUUGGGCCUAUUUAAAUGGCAUCUUCUGUCUCAGUGCCCAACGUCUGAGGUCCCUGAAUAGUUUGAAAUAGCUGUACUGCAGCCUGUGCUUUGGGAUGUGACUUUCAAAGAAUCUCAGGCAUUUUCCGCUCCAUUUUUAAAAAGUAGGUAAGGAAAUAAAAAAUAGUCUUGACUCUUGUUACUUAAGAACUGGGAUUUAGCUCACUGUUCCAAUGGCACCCCUUGGCAGGAAAAGCCUGUAGGGAAGCUGCUGAAUUCAGCCCUAACCCAGAAUAUACAUGAGCCUUCCCUGUUCACCUUCUAGCUGAAGCCUUGCUGAUGUCCAGUAAUCUUAUUUUUAAACCAGAUCUGAUUCAUGCUCUGCUUUCUGUGCCAGAUGAGGUCCUUGGUUGUGAGUAAGUGUUGUGACUGUAGCUGGCAGGAGCGCCGCAUGAUUGCCUCACUUCAGGAAAUGUUAAAAUAACACUUUUUUUUCUUAGAAAGCUCAUUUGCACCCCUCCCACUUCUAAUUCUCCUAAUAGCUGCCCCCAGUUUGGCAGCUGUGUGACAGAGGGCUGUUUGUGUUGCUGAGUGAGAGCAGAGACACUGGAGUGGACGCAGUGCUGGAGGAGAGGUGCACGGAGCGAGCGAGCAUCCCUGGCCAAGCUGGCUCCAGCCUCUGCAAGGUUCCUCUGCAGCCUGGAAGGAAAACUGCUCAACUGUGAGAAGGAUCUCGCUCCUCCCCCUGGGCUCUGCGACUGAAGCUGGGGAUUUUUUUCCUCUUGGAGAAGAGAAGCUGCCCCAAGCGAAGCUGCUCACUUGAGACAAGCCAGGCAAAGGUUUCUCUGCCCUUGGCUGCCGGGGUUCAGAGGGGCCGGGAGCUGCUGGGAUGAGUGUCCCCCAGGGCUGGAGCCAGCAGCUUGUGCCUGCUGCUCUGCACUUGCAGCAGGCCCCCGAGGUACUCAGCAGAGCUUGGGGUGAAGAGGAUUGUCUCCUCAGCCCUGUGGCAAUGUGUACAGCCCUUGCCGGUGGUGGAAAGGAGCACACGGCGUUGGGAGUGCAGACGAGCGCUGUGCUCUGUGAGUGUGGCACAUGGGCCGAGUGUGCUAAUGUUUAACUUGUCUCUUGUUUUUCUUUCCAUCCAUUAGGCAACACUGAGGGCUGCACAUCUCGCCAAAGCCUCCCGGCAACCUUGUCUGCAGGGCUGGAUGACAGCAGGAGCUGCCAGGUAAACCCAUGAGCCUGUGAGGAGGCGAGCUCAGGACGCACCAUGGGCCAGAAGGUCACGGGUGGGAUAAAGACCGUGGAUAUGAGGGACCCUGUGUACAGGCCAUUGAAACAGGAGCUGCAGGGACUGGACUACAGCAAGCCCACCCGGCUGGACCUGCUGCUGGACAUGCCCCCCGUGUCCUACGAGGUGCAGCUGCUGCACUCGUGGAACAACGACGACCGCUCGCUGAACGUGUUCGUCAAGGAGGACGACAAGCUGAUAUUUCACCGGCACCCGGUGGCCCAGAGCACGGACGCCAUCAGGGGCAAGGUGGGCUACACGCGGGGGCUGCACGUCUGGCAGAUCACCUGGGCCAUGCGCCAGCGGGGCACCCAUGCCGUGGUCGGGGUGGCCACGGCCGAGGCCCCCCUGCACUCCGUGGGGUACACGACGCUCGUGGGCAACAACCACGAGUCCUGGGGCUGGGACCUGGGGCGCAACAGACUCUACCACGACGGCAAGAACCAGCCCAGCAAGACCUACCCCGCCUUCCUGGAGCCCGACGAGACUUUCAUCGUGCCCGACUCCUUCCUGGUGGUUCUGGACAUGGACGACGGCACCCUGAGCUUCAUCGUGGACGGGCAGUACAUGGGGGUCGCCUUCCGAGGGCUCAAAGGGAAAAAGCUCUACCCGGUGGUGAGCGCCGUGUGGGGCCACUGUGAAAUUCGGAUGUGCUACUUGAACGGGCUUGACCCUGAACCACUGCCUCUGAUGGACUUGUGCCGGCGAGCCGUGAGGCUGGCCCUGGGCAAGGACAGGCUGGCCCAGAUCCCCACCCUGCCCCUGCCAGCCUCCCUCAAGAGUUACCUGCUCUACCAGUGACCCCGUGCUGCAGGACCGAGCAGGACCCGAGGGGAUGGAGCUGCCCACGGAGCCCUGGGCUCUCCAGGCUGGAGCUGCCUGGCCGGAGGAUUUGUCACCAGUUUCACCUGCAGCUGCUGCAGCCUCCCUCUGCUCUGGGGCAGUCCUGGCCUCACAGCCCAGUGCUUUGUUCCUUGGCAGUCACAACAGGAACACUGGCACAGGCUCUGGGCUCCCCUCUCCUCCUGUGGGUUUGAGGGGAGUGCUUCUUCUGUACCAGCUAAAGGGAAGGGUGAUAAUGAAAGAAUAAUACUAAAAGUAAGAAUUAAAGCGUAAUUUGGGGGAAGAGGAGGCAUUAGGAAUAGAAAUGUUAAGGCCACGUGCUGAGAAGGGAAAGGCUCAGGAUGGCCAGCAGAGUUGUAAAGAGUCUGGGAUACCAUAAAGAAUUAAUUGAUGGGUUUUUAAAAGCCAAAAAAAAUUAAAAGUACAGCCCCGAGCCCUGAAACACCAAAACCAAGAGCCCUUCUUCCACCAGGACACUUGCUGGCUUGGAGAAGGUGGUUGUGUUGCUGAUGUCUGUAUCUGUGCUGGGACUCCUCACCCUGCUGUGUUGCUGUUUCACAGGUUGUGCCUCCUGCUUUUUGUUUACCACCAGUGCUCCUCCUGCUCCAUCCUCUGCUCUGCUCCUCCUGCUGGCUUUGACAGCUGAUUUUGCAGUCAGGCUGUGCCUCCCUCCUGCCUGAAAGCUGCAGCUUUUCUGUGGGACCCCUGGCGGGUGUGGGACAGGGAAGGACAGAGCUGUGCAGCAGGGUGGCAGCGUGCUGAGCUGUGUCCCCCCAGAGAAUCCUUCACCUUCUCUAAGGGCACUGCCAGGGAAUUCUCUCCCUGAAAAGCUGCCCAGAUUGACCCAAGCCAGGCUGGUUCUGUGCCAGAGCAGCCUCACCCGCGGGUCCCUGUGCCCUGCUGGGUGCCCAGAGGCUGUCCCUGAGCAGGGCUCCCACAGGUGCCACCAGCAGCAGGGCAGAUCAGACAGCCCAGGGGCGAUCUUCAGGCCCAGCAGGAGGAAACUGAACCUCUCCAGAGCCGGGCAGCAGGAGAGAGCUGCAAUAAACAGGACAAGCAAUAUCAGCACAUCCCAAAUAGAUCCUCAGUAGCCAGGUAAAGGGGAUGACACUCCUUCCUUAGCAGGAGCUGCUCUCUUGACCUCUCCACAGGUUACUAUGCUGCCUUUCUGGGGUUAUUUUGCACAUUUCUUUGUGUUUGUUGGUUUUUGUUUUUUUUUUCCUUGAAAAAUGUUUGUGUGAUUGUUUUGUUUUUGCUUUUGAGUUAUCCCCUUGGUUUUGUGUAGGUACAAAUGAGUUCAGUUGAAAAUGUUAAUAUAUAUAUAUGUGGGGUGUAUGUAUAAGAACAUGUUUUAAACAGCUGCUGUAGGGUACCUUUUUGAAAAUAAACUACUUGCAUAGUAUAUUUUUUAAAGCACAGAGUUGGUGCCAAGACUGGGUGGGGUGUGAUGUGCCCCUUUUUUAUUCUAAUAUUAUAUGAGAUUUUUUUUCAACGUAGGGGUUUGUACUAGUUUCUGUUGCAGGGUGGGCCACAAAAUUCAGUGUGUGUGGAGCCCUGCUUGGUUGCCUUCAACUUGAACCAGUGUCUUCCAGAACUCCAGGGAAGGAGCUGUGUUCUCCCUACUUCUAAUGCUCUUUGUGCUCCCUCAUUUCCAUCUCUCCUCACUUCACCAGGACAUGACUCUGUACAGUUUAAAAUCCUUUCCAUUUUAUGACUGUAGAUAGUACUCAGUAACCUAAUAAACUUUAUUAAAUAUUA
Taeniopygia guttata (zebra finch) is the source of this 4072-nucleotide messenger RNA. Lineage: Eukaryota; Metazoa; Chordata; Aves; Passeriformes; Estrildidae. The record is from RefSeq and is a predicted model, not a curated record.